AACAAGGUAAAACCCACUAAACCCGUCUGUCUCAACUUCCAGGAGUCAACUCUUCCUCCUCCUCUGCCAGAGCCAGUACCCGCUCCGACAUGAACGGCCUCUGCAGCGACCCCGUGGAGGAGUUCAACUGCAACAAAGCCUUCAGCGACCUCAUCGUGGAGAACAAGAAGACCGCCGCAAUCUUCAUGCACGAGAAGUCCCGCAAAGAGGCUGAGGACAAGAUCCGCUUACCAACACUGGAGGCCGCCUACACCAGCAUCCUGCGGGACCUCGGGGAGGACACGGACCGGCAGGGGCUGUUGCGCACGCCGCUACGCGCAGCCAGAGCCAUGCAGUUCCUCACCAAGGGCUACCAUGAGACCAUCGACGAUAUCUUAAACAACGCCAUUUUUGAUGAAGACCAUGACGAGAUGGUGAUUGUGAAGGACAUCGACAUGUUUUCACUGUGUGAGCAUCACUUGGUGCCAUUUUUUGGCAAGGUUCACAUUGGGUAUAUUCCCAACAAAAAAGUGGUGGGACUGAGCAAGCUUGCAAGGAUUGUGGAGAUCUUCAGUAGGCGGCUACAAGUUCAAGAGCGUCUGACCAAGCAGAUCGCUGUAGGAAUAUCAGAGGCCCUGCAGCCAAAGGGCGUAGCUGUUGUUAUCGAGGCAGCGCACAUGUGCAUGGUCAUGCGUGGAGUCCAGAAGAUGAACAGCCGCACAGUGACGAGCACCAUGUUGGGAAUUUACCUCGAGGACCCCAAAACCAGAGAGGAAUUCCUGACUCUUUCACAGACCACCUAACUGAUGUCAUACACCAUUCACUCCCGAGCCUCUGUUUACUGUAGCACACAGAAAGCUCUAGAGUAACAGUGGAUCCGCAUCUGACUCUAAUUUAAGAAAACACACAAACCAAUAACAGGUCAAUAUAAAACUUCUGUUUGAUGCAGGGUCCAAACCAACUCUGAAGCUCACCUCAAUACACUCACGCCUGAUAGAUUUCAGUCCUGAUGCAAAACUCCAUCAUUUCAAUUCACUGUGAAUAUAACAGGAAUUAUUACUCACAUUCAUGGUGCCUUUGGUAGUCUUACAAAGCAAUAUUGUUGUAUUAAAGUGUAAAACUAAGUGCAAUAUUGCUACUUGACAAUACUUUUGAUGGGAAUUUAACAGGUGCUUUACCUUGCUUUAUUUUUCUGCAUAUAUAAUCCAAUGAUUUUAAUAAUUUUACUAGCUAUGUGUCCUUACAGUCACAAUAGUUUUGUAUAUGAUAACAUUUUUAAGAUUGAAAUUGAAAUUGUUAUACCUGUACGUAGAAAGAAAAUUCUUAAUAGAUUUAUGUUUUUAUCAAUGAACAGUGUUGCAUGUGUUUGAAAAAUGAUUUGCCGAAAUAAAAAUAUGCAAACAUUAUAAAA
Labrus mixtus (cuckoo wrasse) is the source of this 1390-nucleotide messenger RNA. RefSeq names its product GTP cyclohydrolase 2 (gene gch2). NCBI's taxonomy places the organism in Eukaryota, Metazoa, Chordata, Actinopteri, Labriformes, Labridae. Gene Ontology annotation, biological process: tetrahydrofolate biosynthetic process; tetrahydrobiopterin biosynthetic process. Gene Ontology annotation, cellular component: cytoplasm. The record is from RefSeq and is a predicted model, not a curated record. Gene Ontology annotation, molecular function: GTP cyclohydrolase I activity; zinc ion binding; GTP binding. The transcript is spliced from 6 exons. Bases 90 to 782 code for a protein of 230 amino acids.